Messenger RNA from Blepharisma stoltei, 1197 nucleotides. NCBI's taxonomy places the organism in Eukaryota, Ciliophora, Heterotrichea, Heterotrichida, Blepharismidae. The record is from the annotation of a GenBank genome assembly.
AUGAAUAGAGAAUCCAAAAGAUUUUGACCUACCUUUUUUGUAUUUUACGCUUUUACGAUUGGAGGAGGAAUUCUAGUCUUACCUUCUUCAGUCUCCAAAGUAGGUAUAAUUCCUAGUCUUGUCACCUAUUUUUUAGUUGCAGGAACAUUUUAUAUCAUAUAUUUCUCAUUCAUAUCUGCUUGCGAAGACACUGGGAACUUGAAUUAUGGAGGGUGUGUCAAUUUCUAUUAUGGAAACAAAGCUGCUAAGUUUGCUUUAAUCAACAUGCUUUUGUACUCGAUGAUUCUAAUAUGCAAUCAUCAAGUAAAAAUAAUUUCACUAAUAAGGUUUGAUCUCACUCAAGUAGGAAUUUUAAAAACCAAAAAUUAUGGCAAUGAUGAUAUUUUCCUAUUAGACAGAUUCAUUAUUUUGAUUAUAAUCAGUAUCCCUCUACUUCUUUUUGGGAAGCUAAAAAUGCUUUUUAGCCUAAAAUAUUUACCAAUAUUUUCUAUCAUUUUAUGGAAUUAUUUGCUAUUAGUAACUCUUUUAUAUAUAAAUGAAGGGAAAAUAAAUCCUAAAGUUGUCUGGUGAAGCGAAUGAAAUGACGUUGGACAGCUCGAGAUUGUUUGGAAUUCAGUAGAUGCUUUUGCGGCUACUAUAUGCCUUCCAAUGAUUUAUAGAGAAUCUAAUAGUCCACGUAUUAUCAGAAAGUCUGCUGUAUUGGUGCUAAUUACAGCUCUUAUUUUAUUUUCUGUAACUUCAAUUUUAGGAUCCAUUUUCCAUAUUGGAAAAAUGGGUAAUCUGUCAUUAAUUUACUUUAGCAUAUCAAAUGAAAAUAUUUCUGAGUCAUUUAGCCCAACUAUGGCCAUUGGGGUUGCUGGUAUUGCAAUAUCAUUGAUUUUUUUAACUUUAUUGCUGCUCCACGUCGCAAAAUUAUGCUGGGUGCAAAUAAUUCAUGGAAUUCACUUUGAUGAUGAAAAAGUAAACCAUGACAAAAUUUCUUAUUGACUUGUUGGAUUCGCAUUAUUGCUUUGUAUAAUGUGCUCUAAUAUUUUGGAUCAAAUAAAAUUCUUAUUGCAGUUAUCAAAUCUUAUAAUCUGCCUUAUUUUCCCCCUUUUAAUAUAUUUGAAGAUGGACGAUCCAGGAGCCCACAAAAGUAUUUUUGGGAUUUGGAUAGGUUUUCUAAGCAUUAUUGAAAUAAUUGGCUUAUUUUAUUAA